Molecule: messenger RNA, 750 nt
Organism: Lachnellula hyalina
Lineage: Eukaryota; Fungi; Ascomycota; Leotiomycetes; Helotiales; Lachnaceae
Product: Oleate hydratase
Exons: 2
Coding region: 1-750 (249 amino acids)
Biological process (GO): fatty acid metabolic process
Molecular function (GO): FAD binding; oleate hydratase activity
Source: RefSeq, a predicted model, not a curated record
AUGCCGCACGGAAACAUUCAUCAAGGACAACACACCGAAAGGUCAAAGAACACCAAUGCUUAUCUAGUUGGUGGAGGUAUCGCAUCUCUAGCAGCAGCCGUUCAUCUUAUUCAAGAUGCAGAUAUACCAGCAAACCAAAUCCAUAUUAUUGAGUCUGGCUCUUCACCAGGAGGCUCAAUGGACGGCGCCGGAGAUUCCGAGAACGGAUAUGUGCUUCGUGGAGGGAGGAUGCUGAAUUUUAGCUACCUGUGCACAUACGAUCUUCUUUCGAUGGUCCCAUCUCUCACAAAUCCCUCAAAAACGGUCAAGCAAGAACUUGAUGAGUUUAAUGCAGUUCCUAGCAACAAAACCCACGCCCAUGCAAGGCUAGUUAGCAAAGGAGAAAGUGGGCCGGAAAUUCUCAAUGUCGAAAGCAUGGGUCUAAGUUGGAAGGACCGCGAAGACCUUCUCGCACUUGCGGGUCCGUUUCAAACCGAGAAGACGCUGGGCGCUAAACGCAUUGACGAGUGUUUUGACAAAUCCUUUUUGCAGACGAAGUUUUGGUACAUGUGGGACACAAUGUUUGCUUUUGAGCCGUGGCAUAGCGCAGUUGAGUUCAGGCGCUAUCUGCAUCGAUUCAUCCAGGAGUUUCCUCGCAUAAACACACUAGCUGGAGUCGACCGCACCCCGUAUAACCAAUAUGAUUCUGUAAUUCAACCAAUCGAGACAUAUUUGAAGGCUCAAGGUGUAGAUUUCCGCUAUGGUAAGUAG